UUAAAGACACACUUCGCGUGCCCGUUAGUCUGGGAAAGAAGUGCACGAGAAGACCUGGGCAACCUCCAGAGAUGGCUUUUCGGUUGUUUGAAGGGAAGGAGCACGCCGCUGUGUAUCAGAAGUUCCGCUUUCCUCCGCCUGAAGAGAUUAAAAACACAGUCCUGAAGUAUCUGGACAGCAAAAAGAAAAAGCCUCAUGUUCUGGCUGUGGAUAUCGGCUGUGGGACAGGGCAAGUGAGCAGAUCUCUAGCGCCACACUUUGAGAAGAUAAUUGGGGUGGACAUCAGUGAGGCCCAGUUAGAAGAAGCCAGGAAAGAAACCAACUUGACUAACGUCAAGUACAUAAAAUGUCAUGCAGAAGACCUUCCUGCUGAUGAUGGCUCUGUGGAUUUGAUCACAGCCGCUCAUGCUGCCCACUGGUUUGACAAAGAAAAGUUUCUGAAGGAAGCCAACAGGGUCCUGAAGCCCGGGGGGUGCAUGGCCCUGUUUGGGUUCACCACGGAGAUUGAUUUUUCCUUUCCUGGAGUAAACCCUGGACGUUUAACAGAUAUUUUUGAAGAGGAAUUUGAGCACAUGCUGCCUUACAGAAGCAAACCGGUAUUUGUGAACGAUUCUAUGUUGCAAGAAUUGUUUGAGGCCAUCGACUAUCCUGACAAGGAAAGGAUUGAAAACCUACCAGUCAAGAGGCCCACAUCAGUGUCUGGCGCUGUUGGUUUUAUCGAGUCAUUCUCUGUGUAUCAGUGCUUCCUAAGAGCAGAGCCAAGUGCUGCCAAAGCCACUUUAAAGAGAAUUCAUCAGAGGUUUCUGGAGGAGAUGGGCGUUUCUUCUGCUGACACUGAACUGGAGAUUUUGAUGAAGUAUUACUGCAUUCUGACACGUAAGCCAGAAUAAGAGACACUAAAGUAUAUUUUCUGAAGACCUGCCACUAGCCUACCUCACCACGGUAGAAACUUACAAAUGAAAUUUUCAAUUUUUUUUUUUAUGGUUAGUACAGUGUCAAAGUGGUUAGUACUGCUGCCUCAUAGCUCCAGGGUUCCAGUUCAAGUCCCUGGGCUGGUCACGGCCUAUGUGGAGUUUGCAUGUUCUCUCU
Messenger RNA from Erpetoichthys calabaricus (reedfish), 1089 nucleotides. RefSeq names its product putative methyltransferase DDB_G0268948. The record is from RefSeq and is a predicted model, not a curated record. Lineage: Eukaryota; Metazoa; Chordata; Cladistia; Polypteriformes; Polypteridae. Bases 72 to 890 code for a protein of 272 amino acids. The transcript has 6 exons. Gene Ontology annotation, molecular function: S-adenosylmethionine-dependent methyltransferase activity.